GCCCCUCAAGCUUGGAGGCCCGCCGCCCGCCUCCCUCCCGCCCCCUGGACCAAUCAACGAACUCGCGGGGACCAAUCAACGAGCUCGGAGGCGGCUCGCGCGCAGAGUUCGCGGGAAGACGGUCUCCGGCAGCGGCAUGUUCCGCGGCCAGCGAGCCUGGUUCUGCCGAAGCGUGAGCCAGGAUCUGCAGGGGCUCUGGGCGGCCCAAGGCGGAGUGAUCUGCAACGCUCGGGAGGCGGACUUUCUGUUCAGCUGCGACGCCUCGCACCCCGACACUAUGAGAAUAUAUCAAAGCUUUGAUUACAUGGAAGACAAUGCUACAGUAUUUCAUGCUUAUUAUCUUUCCGCAAUAGCCAAUGCUGAUAUGAAAAAUACAGUGCCUUUGGGUCACUAUGUCCUUCCACCUGCCUGCCUGCAAAAAGAAAUAAGAAAAAAAAUUGGCAAUUUUAUUUGGGAGCAGAACAAUCAUGUGAUGACAGAGAAGCCCAAUGAGGUAAAGCCAAGUGAAAUAAAGAAUUUCAGGAAAGAUACUGAAUUAUCAAGACAAUCUGGAAAAGAUAUAUACAUAAGCACAAAAAAACAUAUCUCAAGGACUCCAGUUACAGGAAAACAACUGUAUUAUCCUCUUCAGAAUUAUCCAGUGAAUAACAUGGUAACAGGUUAUGUCUCUAUUGAUACAAUGAAGAAAUUCCUUGGGGAGCUACAUGACUUCAUUCCUGGAAGCUCAGGAUACUUGGCAUAUCAUGUUCAAAAAGAAAUCAACCUCUUUUCUGCUGUAAAAAAUAAAUUGAAGAAAAAAUGUUAAGUUGGAUUAUCCUUUGCUCAUCUAUUUUCUAUAAAAUAUGUUACUAAAUUAAGCAUUGUUUAAUUAUUACUACUCAUCUUUAAAUUACAAUUUCUUUUCCUCAAGAUCAAUUUAGAACUUUUUCUCCUUAGAAAAUUUAGAACCAUUUUGGUCAGAUAAUAGAAGCUCUAUAGCAGGUUAUUUUGUCUUGAUUUGUGGCAAUGACCAAACAAAUUAUAAAAUUUAUAUUUUUUUGUGUUGUAGUUGUUAUUGAAAUGUCCAUUCCAUUAUAAGUCUUAUAUUUACUCUUUUCAGUAAAAGUGUGUCUUUUGGCUUAAAAUUUCUGUAUAAUAAGUUUAUUGCUGUUAAACUCCAUAAAUAUGAACAUGCUUCUGAGAAUUCAAUUUUACAUAAGGUAUUAUGGAGUACUAUAGUAAAUUUUGAACUAAGAAAGAAUAAUAAGGGGCAGAGCUAGGUGGCGCAGUGGAUAGAGCA
Molecule: messenger RNA, 1279 nt
Organism: Sarcophilus harrisii (Tasmanian devil)
Lineage: Eukaryota; Metazoa; Chordata; Mammalia; Dasyuromorphia; Dasyuridae
Gene: TERB2
Product: telomere repeat binding bouquet formation protein 2
Exons: 7
Coding region: 137-805 (222 amino acids)
Biological process (GO): homologous chromosome pairing at meiosis; meiotic attachment of telomere to nuclear envelope
Cellular component (GO): nuclear inner membrane
Source: RefSeq, a predicted model, not a curated record